Molecule: messenger RNA, 4980 nt
Organism: Arctia plantaginis
Lineage: Eukaryota; Metazoa; Arthropoda; Insecta; Lepidoptera; Erebidae
Source: the annotation of a GenBank genome assembly
AUGGAAACAGUGCCAAGUGACGAGGAUAAACUAAUAAUAAAUGGAGAAAUGUUUUAUUCUAUACGCACCUACAUGCGUCAAAAAAAGACAAGUGCUGAAAUUAUCGAAAAGAUUGAAGAGCUUCUGAAGCGCGGCGCUGACAUCAACGCCUGUGACAAAAAUGAUAAUAAUAACAAUAUCCUACAUAUUGCUGUUCAAAAAGAAGAAGUGGAUGUGGUAGUAUAUCUUUUACAAAAGGGUGAAAAAUUAUUUUCUAUGGAAGAUCAACAAAGAGCUUUGAAAUUAGCUUUACAAAACAAAACAACUCUCGGGAAAGAAAUUGCAGAAAUUCUGUCUAAACAAGGAAUUCUAGCAAGUUCUAUUACAGGCAAAAGUAUACAGCGAACAAAAUCUGAAGAAAACUCUGGAAACGAAGCAGCUGAGAACCAAACAUGUAAUAUAAAAUAUACGUACUUAAAGCGCGAAGGGACAUCGGGCGUUAAAGGACAAUUAUACGAAACUAAAUUAUUAAGCCUGGUUCUACAUCGCGCAUUGCAUGAUAAACAAAUUGAAGAAUUUUAUUUGGCAACGAACAUUAAAGACAUAGGAGGUUUUGACGACGUCUGCUUCAGGUAUGAUAAUGUGACUUGUUUUAUGCAAUGUAAACACAGAGAAAAUAUAGGUAAAGAAAAACUUACUGUUUGCAGUAUCAGAAGCAGUAAAGACAAGCUUUUUCUAGGCAUAUAUUUCGAUAGUUAUUUAAAAAUUAGACAACUAUUUUCCUCAGAUUCUAAUGAUCCCCUAUUUAAGGGAAAAUUUGAUGAAAUAAAGAGUCAUUUUGUUAUUUAUACGUCUCUUAAACAAGAUUUCACUAGAAAAUUAGAGGGAAAUAAACAAAUAUGUAGCAAGCUGCACGAUAUUAUAUUUACAGGUAAAAAAGCAGAAACUAAAACCAAAAGUGACAUUUUUCAAUUUGAUUUUGAGGACUGCGAUUUAGAUCUUUUAACAGAGUUUAUAAAAUAUAAAGAUAUAAAGACUUUAGGUAAAACAUUCUUGAAAUGUAUUAUACUAAAUAAUGUUAAUGGAAUGAUGAGUAGUAAAUUAGUUAAAAAAUAUUAUCCUGCACUGAUUAAAACAGUUAUAAGUAUUUCUAAAGAGAAUACAAUGUCUCUUAAAGGAAAAAAUGACUCAAAAGAACUAAAAUCUUCAAACUUUUCAAACAACAGUUAUAAAGUUGUUGGUAAAUUUCGAGAUGAUUUCUUUUCUUCCAAAAACGAUUAUUUAAUAAAGCUAAAAGAUGUAUUUUGUACAGAAAUAAUAUUCACCCAUAGCUCGAAAACAAAAUACACAAAGAAUGAACUAAGGGAAAAAAUACAAGAUAUAGCUAACAAUACAUGUGCUGCAACGAUCGCUGAUUUAAUUGGUUCUCCUAUAACAUUUGAUAAUAAAAACUAUCAACUUAUUCUAGAUAUUACAAAACUACCAAAAAAUAUGUUUAAAUCACAUGAAAUUGAAGACAUAAUGUCUGCUUUGCAAAAUAUACAAAUCACAAAAGCAAUGAUUAAAGACGCUGUUUAUUUAGCCGGUAAGAAAAAACUACAAACACUUACUUUUCAACUACCUAAAUAUUUUGAUAACACUGAUUUGAAAGUAAACAAUAACAAAAGACUAGAUAGAUUAAAUUUUCUGGCCGAGAAGUUUUAUAACCUUAUCAAACACUCUGCUCAAAAAAAUAAAACGGAAGAUAUCAAAAUUAUUGAUAUUAACAACGACGUUGUAGGUCCCGGCAAGAUCCUUGAGUAUUCGCAUUUAGAUUUAACGGGUAUUGGCGGGACAGUAGGCAAUUUACUAGAAUUUGAUGAGGAGAGUAAACUGUUCACCUUCACUACGAAAAGUGAACUUCCAGAGAAUGCAAAGUAUGUUCGAGAUAAAAUUAAAGAAUUGGUUGAUAAAGAUCUGAGCGAAUAUAAAUUCAAUGUGAUGACAGAUGGGUUUCCAAGAAUAUCAUUUGACGUUUAUCAAUACAAUAGGAACAUUGCGCGUGAAUUUUUAAGCAAACUUUGGUUUUACACUAAUCAAGCCCAAGAAGAAUCAGUUGAGGCUAUUAUUAAAAGUGAAAUAAGUAUGGAAUAUAAUGCUGAUAUACAAAGUAAACGAUUUCUUUUCCAUGUGCAUUCAGAUGCCAUUUUUCUCCGAUUUCAUGACAAAGUGCAAAAAUGGUGGAAAUCACCAACCGAUGCAUUAUACUUAACCAAAAAUACCACUUUUUAUAAGGAAGCAAAAAAAGAUAUUGUGGACCGUCCUAUUUUAACAGUGCUAACCCUUAUGUUCAUGAGAAAUAUUAAGGCAUUCAGUAUUGAAUUUAAUAAGAAUGCAAUAAAUAAUUUAAAGUUAAAUGAAUUUAUGAUAAAAAAUAAAAGCGAAGCUCAUAACAUUGCCAGCGACGCUGUAUUAUUGACUGCAGCUAAAAUAAUGCAGUGUGAACAAUAUCAAAAGCACUGUUCAUUUAUUCAUUUAGAUUACAUUCAUAUUCUUCCACAAAACGAUUAUGAAACGAUGAUAGAGGAACUUGAAUUAUUAAAAGAUGCUACUAUCGUUAUCAUUAGUGAGGCUCCCAUAAAAGAAGUAAUGCAAGAUAACUUUGUAAACAUUCUCAAUGCUCUUACUAAGCGUUACAUAACUUUAGAAAACCAUAUAAUUGUUAUUACAGGUGAAAUAUUACAAAUGAAAUUGGCGAAUUAUGAUUUCAUUUCUAUAAAAGACAAUAAUGUAAAUUUAACUGAUUUGACAAAUCAGUCACAGACAUUUAUUCUCAACACAUAUGAAGUAAUUUACCAAGGUCUGAGAACAAAAUUAAAUAAGAUCAUUGAUGAUACUGCAAAAGCCUAUAUAACUACGAAACUCCUGUUAUCUUUACUAAAGAAAGAGGAAAUUCAUAUUGGUCAUAAAAUUGAAAACCACAAUUAUAAUAAAAUCAAAAGUUGUUAUAUCGAUCGAAGCUUAGAGCGCAACGGUGAAGAACAUGUAAUAAAUACGCUAUAUGACAUCCACGAUAAAACUGUAUUGAUUUCAUCAAAGCCGGGUAUGGGCAAAACACUUCUUUUGACGCAUUUAUCGUUAAAAACAAAACAUGUAGACCGUAGGCUCUGGAUCGUGGUGAUCGAUAUGGCUUCUUGCGUUAAAGAUCUUGAAAAACUACAAAAUAUAACCUUGGGAAAUGUAAUGACUUUCUUAUCUAAGGUAGCACUUAAAAACCUAAAUGAAACAGAAAAAGUAACGUUUGUUAAAAUAAAUACAGAAGCAGUUGCCAUUAACAGUGAAGAGAUAGAAAAUGUCUCAUUUGAAUUAAAACUUUUUAUCCAUUUCUAUAAUCAAGGUCAUGUUAUCUUUCUAUUCGAUGGUUUUGAUAAAAUUUACCCGCGAUAUAUAAACGAAACUAUUGCAUUGUUUGCAACGCUUAGAGAAGCGAACAAACGCGUUUGGAUAACAAGCGACUGCUACGCUAUUAAGAAUCUUACAGAAAUUUUCGGUUCACCGUACGAACUCGAGCCACUCACAUAUACGGAAGAAAAAGGUUUACUUGAUAGAUUUUGGACUGUUAAUGUAAAGCUCGAAAAAUUAAAUCACGAGCAGUAUAACAAUAUAAGAAUAUACUUAGAUUACGUACUAAAUUUCUUUAAUCUUAAGCUGGUCGUUGAAGAUGUUAGUGACCGCCAUAAGUUCGCUUUUUUAAGUAAUGCACUUCAUAUAGUUUAUUUAAAGUUAGUCGAUUUCUUUAAGGAUGAAGUACACAGCCUGUCAUGGAUUUAUAUUCGUGAAAAAAUUAAGAAGAAAUGGCAUAUCCAUUCUUAUACAGUCAUCGAUCGAUACCUUCAAAAUGUCAACAAAAAAGACUCCUUACAGUUGAAGGGAAUUCCUUUCAUUAAAUACGUGGAUGAGAAUUACUUUAUAUUAAAAAAAGGUGAUAAAUUAGAAAUACAACUUAAUCAUAAUGUGAUACUUGACAGAUCAAAUGCUUAUAUGAACGCCUUAAAAUUAUACAAAUAUUUUCUUAUAACGAAUAUAAAAGAAGUUUGCAAUACUGAAACUGAAAUAAAGCCCGAUUCAAGCUUGCUGCGUGAUAACUUUUUUAAUGAUCAUAACAAAUUCCUUCUCUAUGCAAUAUAUAAGGAGAUUGACGUAUUGAAAAUUCUUAGUACAUCUGAUAUAAAUGAAAUAGGUAACACGAUUAAUAUGAUAGAAUCCGGUGAAAUCAGAGCCGACCCCAUUGAUACUAUCGUUGGUACAAAGCUUAGAGUGCAUUUAAUAUUUGCAGAAUAUUUUUUUCUUGAAACUUUAUCUGAUUUAUUGCCACACUUAAAUGGAAAUUUCAGUGAUUUCAAACUCGAUUCCAUUUGUGAUUUAAUAGUAAAUGUAAUACUGGUCAUCAGCCCGCCAGAUCUGAGGAAUGCUUUUAAAUAUAGACUAAAAUAUGAACCUAACCCAUCAGGCAUUACAGCUAUUGACAAUUGCAAUAGGAUUACAUUUGAAUUAGUUUUAAAAGACAACAAACACAAUUGUGCUUUAGAGGUUGAUGACACUCUGAAUACAGCAAUUAAUGAAGGCUUAAUAAACGCUAUAAAUUACUUAUUAAACAGUGUUCGUCAAAAUUUUAGCGAAGAUGCAAUUGAACUGGUGAUGAGGAUCUUAGAAAAAGUUGUAGGUAUUUUAGAGGAACUGGGGCCUACUUGGUCAGUUUUAAGUGAGCUUGUUUUUGGAGGCAUUGAGGACUUAGAUGGUGAAACUAUAGUAGACAUUUUAAAUUUAUUUCAGGUAGGGAAUCAAAUGACGGACAAAAUUAAAGAGGUAAUCAUAGAACCAGUUAGAAUGAUCAAAAAGAAAAUCGUUGAGAUCAGUAAGAAUAAUAAAAACUUAAUCAAAUUGGUAGAUGAGUUGCCACAUCACCUACCGGAGUUGAUUCGCGCACUAUAUGAUAUAAUUAGUGAGAUAGAUAUUUCUUAA